Molecule: messenger RNA, 1988 nt
Organism: Dichomitus squalens LYAD-421 SS1
Lineage: Eukaryota; Fungi; Basidiomycota; Agaricomycetes; Polyporales; Polyporaceae
Exons: 3
Coding region: 56-1465 (469 amino acids)
Source: RefSeq, a predicted model, not a curated record
CCUCCAGCCCUGAAGCCCUCUACUCCAGCCUUGCUCUGUCUCUCACGAGCCCAUCAUGUCCUCCACCGCCAUCCCCAGUGCUUGCUGGACUGUCCUUCCAGCAGAGAUGAAGCUCUCCAUCGUCGAUCAACUCGAUCUUCACGAUGUUCAUGCGUUUUCGAAAGUCAGUCAUGAGUGUUACCAGCUUUCUGUGCCCGCUCUCUUCCGUUGCGUCAACAUCAGAAGCGCUGAAGCGCUCCACCAAUAUGCGAUCUCUGUCCCAAAAUCUUACAACCGACACAUCCGCCAACUGACCAUCUGCACCAAACGGGCCAAGGCGCAGCAGAAAGCCAGCCCAUCGUCGCCGCCCAUCCGUGUUACGGACGCGCUCACCGAGGUGCUGCCAUACUGCACGCAGGUGGAGCAGCUGACGCUGAGCCUGGCCGCGUCUUUGGCAAAGGCUGUGAUACCCUGCUUCGAAGAGCUGUCCGCGCUGGAUUCGUUGUGCAUCGAUCACUGCGGCGAUGAGGCACGCUUCCCUCUGAGCGAGCGGCUCAUUGUCUCCAUCGCUGCCUCCGUCCCCAACCUCCGCCACCUCUCGCUCGACCGUGUCACCCGCUCGGCACUCCAUGCCCCCGACCUCGUCGGUGCUCGCCCCUUCGUUCCGGUCGUCAGAGGAGACGACGACAUCCCCGACCACCCCGUGCUCGGACACGAGCUGCGCCUCCCCUCUCUCCUCCGCCUCCCCGUCCUUAAGAGCCUUCGUAUCCGCGAUACCCACCUCGGCGACCCCCACUGGGCCACCACACCCGUUGCGUGUUCGCUUGAGAUCUUGGACUUGGGGAGCUGCUACCACGAAUCGCAUGACUACAACCGCAUCUGCACCGAGCGCAUCAUGGGCACCAUCGGCCACACCGUGGACGAGUGCGCGCUCAACACCGCGCUCACGCCGCAGACGUUCGCCCACGCCAAGCCCGACACCCCGCGCCCGCUCAAGAAGCUCCGCAAGGUCCACCUCACGCCCCUCUUCCCCGUCGAGAACGUCGUCGACACGCUCGCGACCCUCUCGGACUCCCCCGUGGAGAGUCUCUCGGUCGAGUGCCACAAGGACGACGUGGUGGACAUGUGCUCCGCGCUCGAGGACUUCCUCAACCUCCGCGUGCAGCGCGGCCAGACAGGCUUCUACCAGCACCUGAGCGAGAUCACGGUCAGCACCGUGAACGACCUCGCGGACGCGCUCGACAUCGGCGUCCAAUCGACCAAGUCGCGCGUCGCGGAGGAGCUUUCUGGCGAGAGCGCGGACGCCGUGCGGCGCCUGCGCGAGUACUGCCGCGACCUGCGCCUGGGCGCCACGUCCAAGGAGGCCGAGUCGGAGAGCCUGUCGGCGGAGAAGGCGGCGGCUAACGCCACUCGCGAGAGCGCGAGCGCCCCGGCGGCUGUUCCAGCUGGACAGACUGAGACGACGCAUGGCCAGACCCAGGCGUGAACUGUAUGCGGGCGAGCGACGGACGAGCGGGUGCAUUGCGUUCUCCGGGUCCUUGACCCUCUUAUUCUUAUGGGCGUUGGGCCUGGCACACCGUGUGUGCUCGAGGCACCGAUGUUGUGAUAUACCCCUCCUCGGGCUGGUCGAGGCUUCGAGGCCUGUUUUACUUCUAUCAUUAUCUGUUUGUUGAUACCGACUGGCCCUGUAACUCUAUGUACCAUAUUCAGUGCGCGAUAGGCUCCGCAGAUAUAGACAUCCCUCACCCGUACCUUCGCUCACCAGACCAGAUCGUGUGCGAAGUCCGCUGGUCAUGAGAUUGCCUCACGAGCUGCGUUUGGGGGUGACUUCUCUGUUGGAUGAUCACCGCCCAGGAACUCGCAUUGUGUGGAACAGGAACAAAGCCACCGAGUGUGGGAUAGGGCAAGGGGCGGGUUUGCGGACAAGAAGCCCUGGGGGCUCUCUAUAUGCACCACCGGUUGUGCACUAAAACAAGGGAAAUGACCACUCGGCGUUCUUCGAGAGAAUU